CUCCCACCUCCUCCUUCCCCUCAGCGGCACCGCCUCCUCGGCGCUCCCCAGUGCUGGGGUGCCCGGGUGGGGCGGCGCUCCCGCUCCCUGCCGGGGGUCGGCGCGGCCGGAGCAGGCGGGGAACGCGGCUGGUGCCGUGCGGAGGGUUGUCAGCUGCUGGAUGCUGGGGGGUGUCACAUAGGAGCUAUUUGCCCACAAAUUGGAACAGCCCAGCCCUUAUCCUGCUAGUGUGCAAACGGCUUGGAAACCUUGUUCUGUCCUCGAAGCUGUAUUGUCCAUCACCAUAUGGGAUAAGGACUUCCUCUGAUGCAUUUUUCCAUCCCCCAAGUAUCUCUGAAACCAACAAGACUGGGGUUAUGAAGUCAAUUCUAGAUGGCCUCGCAGAUACAACUUUCCGAACAAUCACGACAGAUCUCCUUUACGUGGGCUCCAACGAUAUCCAGUACGAAGACAUGAAAGGCGACAUGGCAUCCAAGCUGGGGUACUACCCCCAGAAGUUCCCUCUUUCUUCCUUCAGGGGUGAUCCUUUCCAAGAAAAAAUGACUGGAGGAGAUGAUUCCCUGUUGAGCAUUAUUCCCUCAGAGCAGGUCAACAUCACAGAGUUUUACAACAAGUCCCUGUCCACUUUUAAGGAUAAUGAGGAGAAUAUACAGUGUGGGGAGAACUUUAUGGAUAUGGAGUGUUUUAUGAUCCUGAACCCCAGCCAGCAGCUGGCCAUCGCCGUGCUGUCGCUCACCCUGGGCACCUUCACAGUCCUAGAGAACCUUCUCGUCUUGUGCGUUAUCCUCCACUCCCGAAGCCUCCGGUGUAGACCCUCCUACCACUUCAUCGGCAGCCUAGCUGUGGCCGACCUCCUGGGCAGUGUGAUUUUUGUCUACAGUUUUGUGGAUUUCCAUGUUUUCCACCGGAAGGAUAGCCCCAACGUCUUCUUGUUCAAACUGGGUGGAGUUACAGCCUCCUUCACCGCCUCUGUAGGUAGCCUUUUCCUCACGGCAAUAGACCGGUACAUCUCUAUACACAGGCCGCUAGCUUAUAAAAGGAUUGUUACCCGACCAAAGGCUGUCGUAGCAUUUUGUGUGAUGUGGACCAUCGCUAUCGUAAUAGCCGUUCUUCCUCUGCUCGGCUGGAACUGCAAAAAGCUCAACUCUGUUUGUUCGGACAUAUUCCCUCUCAUCGAUGAGACAUACCUGAUGUUCUGGAUCGGGGUCACCAGCGUCCUCUUGUUGUUCAUUGUCUAUGCCUACAUGUACAUUCUGUGGAAGGCACACAGCCACGCUGUUCGCAUGUUGCAGCGAGGCACGCAGAAAAGCAUAAUCAUUCAGUCGACGGAGGAUGGUAAGGUACAGAUCACUAGGCCUGAUCAAACUCGUAUGGACAUCAGGUUAGCCAAAACCUUGGUCCUUAUCCUAGUGGUUUUAAUCAUAUGCUGGGGCCCUCUCCUCGCCAUCAUGGUGUACGAUGUCUUUGGGAAAAUGAACAAGCUCAUCAAGACUAUCUUUGCCUUCUGUAGCAUGCUCUGUUUGCUGAAUUCAACAGUGAAUCCCAUCAUCUACGCUCUGAGGAGCAAGGACUUGCGACACGCCUUCCGCAGCAUGUUCCCCACCUGCGAAGGGACCGCGCAGCCCCUGGAUAACAGCAUGGAGUCUGACUGCCAGCACAAACACGCCAACAACGCGGGGAACGUGCACAGGGCUGCCGAGAGCUGCAUUAAGAGCACAGUUAAGAUUGCCAAAGUUACCAUGUCUGUCUCCACAGACACAACUGCUGAAGCGUUGUAAGUCAGAGACUUCUCAGUGUUGUGAAAAAAGGAGUUUAAGUUUAAAAAAAAAAAAAAAUUAAAAAAUGAACAACAAAGAAAACCAAACCCAUGGCUUAACAUGUUUGUACCCUCCUGUAAUAUUUUUUGGUUUGUCAUUGUAAACUGAGCAAUGAUUGUGUUAAGAGCAUUACCAUCAGGCAGUUCUUCAGGUUUUACAAUUAGGGAUCCUAGCUAAAUUUUCACAAGUUUUUCUCAAAAGGUGAUUACUGAAUAAUAAUGUUUCCUGAAAGAGGACGGAGAAAAUACCAGAUUAGCAAUCAUUCCUUUGGGGGUGUGAAGAAGAAUUGUGAAACCUAAUUGAAAAAUAACGCGUCCUAAACCAAUACCAUCAAGUAAGAAAAAAAGCCUUGUGAUCAUGCUGUUCAUUUCAAUGUGAAAUGUAUUUCAUGUCUGUAAGUAAUAGGAGUUUCUGAAUUUUUCCAAAAGCAGCAGUGCUGAGUUUAGAGGUUUUGUAAAAUGUGUCGUGUCCCGUGAAUUGUGUGCUGUUUUAUUAUGUGUUAUUGAUAUUUGUCUGAUUAAACAAAGUGAUAAGGUAGAAUUCCGUGGAAAUAACGUGAAACGUGAUAUGUAAACCCCAUUGAAAACACUUACUGUAUUUGAAGAAUUCCUAUGAGAUAUUUUGGAAAUUUUACACUUUUAGUGGUCUUCUGUGGACUUAGAGGAGAGGCUUUGUGUUCUUCUACUAAAAUUAUUUCCCUACUACCUUUUACUUUCAUAUGCAUAUGAGACUAACAGCAACAGAGGAAUAGAGGAGGAAUGUGAGAAAGGAAUGCACUGGUUCAGACUUUUAAAUACCACUGCGUUUAUGCAGAAGGAUUAUUUUUGGUUGCACAGACUACUGCCCUACUCUUGGGCAUUGCCUGAAUAUGAGUACUGAAAAGCAAAUAUUUGGCUCCUUUAAUGGGCAUCUGGUUUUAAGCCAUGUGCUGGUGUUGGACCACUGAAGACAGCCUGUGUCAGACUCAAUGUGCGAUGUUAUCACUGUGCAGUCAAUGUAUACUUGAAGUGUGUCACAUUCCUGUAUCCCAGGUCUAAGCAGAUUCAGAGCCUGAGAUGCCAAACUCUUGUCUUUCAGAGGAGGAAAUAUUGUCAGACUUAGACAUUUUCUUACUGUGUGAGCGUGUAUAUAAAUAAAUAUCUGUGUGUGUACGUGUGUGUGCGCGUGUGUGUGUGUGUGUAAGUAUUCUAACCAGUGUGAGUCAUGGUAGCAUAGCUAAGAUAGGACACUGACCAAAUGUAACUGUAUUUCUUGUUGCACGCUUUGCACACGAAUUCUGUUUCUAAAAUUGAGUUCUUCCAAUUGAUUACUGGUGAAAGUACCAUAUUAAGAACAUCUUGAUCCACGCUGAAGUGUGUAUCCAUGUGCUAAAGGAAGCAACCUUUCAGUUGCACUUGAAAAUAAAGGGAAAUGAGAGGUAGAGAGCAUGGAAUGAGCCCGCAUUGACAAAUGAUGCAGCUGUCGAUGGUGUUCCUGAAGACUGAGAAAGCCAGGGGUAAAUUGUAGUUUGUUUUAAGGUUGUGAGUAUUCAAAUCUGAUAGCUUGCAUUGAGGUACGUCUCUCUGAAACCACUGACAAGGUUUGACACUACCAGGAAGAAGUUACUGAAGGAAAAUAGUGACUCUGUUCCAUGGUGGGACAGUUUUUGCAGCCUGGGACUGUCACAAGGAACAUGCUACGAGAAGUCUUUGCAGCAUGGAUAUUCUGUGAUUCUGUUCUGAGUCAUUAGGUCUGGGAUCCUCUACACUGCUGCCAUGAUUUUUCAGACUGUUUCCUCACCCUGCUGUCUGAUUUCUACCAAAAUAGCUGAAAACGCAGCUUAGUUCUUCAACUGCCUGGCACUCAGUGAAGCAGGGGUGACUUUCUCUGUGACACAGGGCAAGUGGAGCCAAAUCCAGACUGCCCUGCCACCCAUCCUUGUGCUUAAGUAGGGAGAGAGGGGGGCAACAGCUCCGGGACUCUGGCUCCCUUAGCACAGGCCAGAGCAGCUGGCUGAACAAACACCCAGCUCCUUACAGCCAGUGGCUCUGUGGGGGUGUACAUGGCUCCAAGUUUAGGCUUGGUGAGGGGUGGCAUGUUUUAAAGAUAAGAUUGGACCAGGUGAGGUGCUGAGCAACAGCUGAAAGAGACAGGGGUACUUUCCUCCUCCAUCCACCUCCCCUACAGCUUACCUGUGUGAUGGGACAGGGCACCACGCUCUCAAGGGGCCCACUGCAGUCAGCCAAAACCAGAUUGCAGAGGAUUCCCAGAGGAUGUCAAGUCCUCCUGAAACAUCUUUCUUAGGUUUAGGUCUAGUCCAUCCUAAAGCAGUCCUCUUGGAGGAGUGGGGGAAAGCCCAUUUUGAAAUGUUAAGGGCAUUUUAAGAGCCAUUUUUGAAACUGUCUUCUUGUGAAUUAAAUGCAAACUUUGUGGAAUUUUGUUGUGCAUUCAAGUUCUAAAUUUUACGAUAAAUCAUGGGACAAUGGGGCUGUCUUGGCACUUCACUUGGUGCUUACUGAUAUAAUAAGAAAUAGCAUCCUGUGAAAUGUUAUCGUCUAUCAUCAGUAUCUUCAUUUGCAUAAUGAGUUUUUCUAAAGCUCUGGGAACUGCAUCGGUUCACUUAGAACCAUUUAUUAAAGAGUUGGCAACAAUUUCCUUACAUGUUGCACAGUAAGUAGAACCAUUCGUCCAUUAGAGAAAUCUGCUGCCAUUCCAAGAUAAGCUGUACUUCAGCUUUAGGUAUUCCUAAUUUGCAGUUGGCUACCUUCACUUAGUGAUAGCACAGCCAAACGAUACUGUGUUCCACAGCCACCCACACAAUCAUCAUCAUCAUUGUCAUCAUCAUCAUCAUCAUCAUCCACCCACCACCUCUAGUUGCAGUUCCGUGUCUGUGUACCAACUCCAGGUGUCACGUAUCUACCGAGAGGAGCAUCUAUGUCACACGUGUGCAGAGUUAGAUUCUUGACAGUCUAAUUGUAUAUUUGUAUGAUACAAUCUCCUCAGUGCUGUGCAAUCACUAUUCACAUCUUGCACUGGCCUUUCGAUGAAAAUUUUAGUGUGUCUGUUGUGAGAUAGCGCGUUCUACCUGCUGGUUUUGGGCUGAAUGUAUGUAAAUAAGUGAUUAAAAAAAAAAAGUCAUCUGUACAAGCAGUGGCCUAAAAAGUCUGUAAUUGUGGACUAGGAACAUUGUUGAAGUUGCUGUGACAUCUCAAAUACUACCUUUGAAUAAACUGUUUACAGGGUCUCUUGGGAUGCUUUUUCACAGUGAAAGGAAAAUUUUUCCUUGUGAUAAUAUGAGGUAAAGAAAUCACAUUACCUGAGGUUUUUAUUUCCAGUGUUUCGAAGUGGAGAACAUAACUCUUUAUUGUCUGUAAAUCUAACAUUAUUACUUCCUCUUAGAAGAGUAUUGUAUCAUUAGAUGUUUGUUUGAGCUGGUAACAUUCUUGCAAAUGUUGCAAUAUUUUUCAUUAGCAACCUGUAUAAUAGUUUGUACACAAGUACUGUUCAGAUUGUCAUGAAAAGUAGCUUUGACCAUUUACUUACCAGUAGCAGAAUAGUAUUUCUGUAAGAUUUCCAGUGUAUUCCUACCAUAUCAUAUUUUAUUUCUAUAAUGUAAUUAAACUGUUAUUUAUUCAAGGAGAAAAAGUA
Molecule: messenger RNA, 5444 nt
Organism: Vidua chalybeata
Lineage: Eukaryota; Metazoa; Chordata; Aves; Passeriformes; Viduidae
Gene: CNR1
Product: cannabinoid receptor 1
Exons: 4
Coding region: 357-1778 (473 amino acids)
Biological process (GO): G protein-coupled receptor signaling pathway
Cellular component (GO): membrane
Molecular function (GO): cannabinoid receptor activity
Source: RefSeq, a predicted model, not a curated record